UUUGUAGUCUGUACUGUGGUGUGUACGCUGAACCUUCGUCCCUCUAAGCCUUUCUUCACUGCAUUGCCCAGAUUCCCCGUUUUUUCCCACACGACCUUGUUUUCAACAUGGAUGCCGAAAAAUCGACCCACACGUCGCUGUUUAUCUCGCCGAAACACACAUCUAACCGCUUCAUGCGGCGCAUCGUGACUUGAAAUCCGCAGUGUCGGAUAACAAUCGUCUUAUAUCGAAGCUUGAAUAUUAAUUUUUCACGUCCACGUCGCGCAGUUUCAAUCAAAAACCCGAGACAAUACGAAAACUGACGCGGAAUGGCGUCCGCUAGGGGCCCGGGAAGCUGAAUAAAACGAACGCUGACUCAAACCAGACCUGUUCGACGAAUCAGCGCGUGCGGACUGCGCAUAGGCGGCGUCCUGCGCUCGGAGGAUCUUGCUGUCAUACAUGUUCCCGGUGUGCGGAGCGUUUCCUGCACUGGUGCAUGGUGGUCGAACAGGAGGAAUUGUUGGAAAUUUUUCGGAGGUUCGUAUAUAAAUUGGUUUUUACCCAGUGUGCAUUAUUCCCACAGCCAUGUCUGUGAGAGGGAGUGACGGGCUGCGGAGGGGCUGAGGAAGCAGGAUGGAGACUGUUUUAUGAGCUUUGAAACAACAUUAGUCCCUGCAGUGUCUGAAGGCUUUAUGUUAACAUUAAUGAGCAGUUUCCUCACCGCGCCGCGACUUUAACUAACCGGGAUAACAGCUCCAUGGAUGUAGCUAACUAGCCUUCUAGCUGUCACAGGCGUAGUUUAUAACUCAAACAUACGACCCGGAUAGUCAUAUUUCAGGAUAUAUCAACAUUUAAGAAACUAUUCGCUUAUAGCCGCCGAAAUAUCGCGCCAGCGCAUUUUAGCGGAGUUAGCAAUGCUAUUAGCUUGGAUGCUAACCUCCGUAGCUGUGAGGUGUCUGACCCUGAUAUCAUCCUGUCAGUGUGAGAUAACUAACCAGCUGGAGCUUUAUUUCAUAAGAGUUUUUCCGCUGUCACUGUAAUGUAAAAAGUGUUUAUCAUAUCAGUGUCGCAUUACAACAAGUUAGCUUCAAACUCAAGCUAACACGCUCUAAAAAAUCAGCUGAUAAUGACAAAUCAUUCAAUCUCAAGGCACUUUUUACCCAAACAGUGAUAAAAUAGGGAUAUUCUUCAGAAAGUCGCACGUUCAACACAAUAUGAACAACAAACAUCUGAGUUUGUGGUUCACUGCUAUACUGAGAGGGGUUCCUAAUAUUAUGGUCACUCCAUGUUUGUUAAUGUACUGGACAAAAUAUCAGUAAACACCCACGUUUCAACAAUAGGUUUUUAGUACAGUAAUCACCUCUCUGACCAUGUCAAUAAAAAUUCAAGCUUCAACUAAAAGUAGAGUGUAUUUAGUUUCUUGGAUGACAGGCAAACAAAGCUGGGAACACCCCAGGUCCAAGAGCCUAAAAGGACCCUAAAACUUCAGGUCAUAACAGUGACUUGGUGUAAGAAUAUGCACCUUGAAAGUACAGAAAUUAUUUUGUUUGUCAGAAUGCACAACAUUGAAUUUUAGCUAAUAAGUCCAUAUCUUAAAACCCGCUUGGGUGAUAAUAGUACAGCAAAACACCUUCUUAUCAAAACUAACUCCCAUCUGAUGAAUAAGGAAGAAAAUAAAUACAUCUUUAAUGAUCACACAGCUGAUAUUUUCAAUGAUAAUUUGCAGCAAAGAAGAAUGAAAUGUGCUUGAUCCACAAAUAAUCGAAUAGCUGAAGUGCAGAGACAGUCGGGCAGUCGUUGCACUUGCAAGUUGUACAUUUGAAGAAAAUAAUGGUAUACUCAAGAGCUGAGCAUGUUACUGCACAUUGUAAUUUCUCUAACAGGGAAAAUGUUAUAUUUGACUGCAUUAGUGGUUGGUGUGAAGGGUUUAAGUUUGUGUGUAGGCCUGGUGACUACAACAGACAUAUUAAAAAUGAGUAUUAGUUUUUUGCUGCUGACAUAAACAAAUAUUAUCAGUGAGGAGCUAUUAGGUCCCAUAAGUUUUGUAUUUGCCUGGAAUUCACGUCAUUAGUUAGGACCUCAGCUCUGUAUGACAAGCUAAAAGUUUAGUCUGAGCUGGAUAGUUUAUUAUGCUCACAAAUUAAAAUGUGCAAGACAUAAUGAGAAAAGUUUCUGAGUAAUUUUACAAAUGUACAUGUCUGCAAACUUCUUGAAAAGAUCUUGUCAGCUAAAAGCCAAACACUGAUAUCAUUUGAGUUCUCAGUCUAAGGUCUCCAGUUAAACUCACAUCGAGACUCUUUUUUUAUGUAGUUUCAUUUGUGUUUAUAGUUAAUAAAUUUCUAAAUUCACUUUUACUUACAUUGUGGAAUAGAUUGAAUAGAUGUGACAUAUAUCAAAAAGGACAACAGUUCUAAAUGAACUUAUCUCAGCCCUUGGCCCCCUCUUUUAUGUUUCUAUCAUCAUGGUGGUUGUCAGCUACACUCCAUCAGCUGACACUUGAUGAGCAGCCCUCAGUGAAUCUCUCACUGUCACUUCUUGCAGAGCAUUUCAACCCUCUGUGCCUAUGUUUUUGAGUUUUCUAAAAUUGUAAAUGUGUAUCCACAGCAGCUGAAGCAUGCUCUUGGCCCAGAUAAACCGGGACUCGCAGGGAAUGGCUGAGUUUCAUGAUGCAGACGGGCAGCCAGUCACUCUGUGUCUGACAGAGGCCGUGGCUGUGGCAGGUGAGCUCAUGAACUUCUUCUCUUUUGUAAAGCGACUCAGUGACUCAGUUGUGACAUGACAAGCUCACAACUGCAAAAAGCCCAGCUCUCUUUAUCUCUAAACCGGCUGUUAAAUUGUUGUCAUUAUCAAUCAAAUCACAGACAGUGAUCAGAUGGACACCAUGGACACGGUCAGCCUGCAGGCCGUCACUCUCGCAGAUGGAUCCACAGCGUACAUCCAGCAUGACUCCAAAGCCGCCUUUUCAGACGGUCAGAUCAUGGAUGGUCAGGUGAUCCAGCUGGAGGAUGGCUCUGCUGCCUACGUUCAGCAUGUAUCCAUGCCUAAAGCAGGUGAGACACAACCUGUAAGACCUCAGCAAGAAGCAGACAUGUUUACAUCUGAAUCUGUCAUCAUGCUGAAUUAAAUUAUUUACAGAUAUCAAGAUUUCAUGGUGAGCAGGGGCCACUGUUAUUAAUGUAUGUAUAAAUUAUGUGUCAUAGGAGGAGACAGUUUACAACUUGAAGACGGACAAGCAGUUCAGCUAGAAGAUGGUACAACAGCCUACAUUCACACACCCAAAGGUAAAACAAAUCAUCGCCAUCACCUGCCGAAUGUAUGUUUUAGAAGAAAAACAAAACAGAAAACCAUCUUAGUCUGCUAUAAACUGGAGUUUUUGUUUAUUGUUGCAUUUUUUUAUAACUUAAAUAUGAAGUUGAGGCUUUAACAUUCAGAAAACUUUUAAUUCAGGUACCUUGAAAGUGUGAGUUUCUCAAUUUUUAUCGUCAUGGUGUUAAAAUGAAUGUCAGUAUCAUUUAUUUUUUUCUAGUGUUGUAAUUUUAGCUCAAGAAUUUUGUAAAUCAGCAUCCUCCUCUUCUUCAUUUCUCUGCAGAAACUUACGACCAGAGUGGCCUGCAGGAGGUGCAGCUGGAGGAUGGCAGCACCGCCUACAUCCAGCACACGGUGCACAUGCCUCAGUCCAACACCAUCCUGGCCAUCCAGGCUGACGGCACCAUCGCUGACUUGCAGGCCGAGGCCACAGCCAUUGACCCCGAGACCAUCAGCGUGCUGGAACAGUACACCACUAAGGUUAGACGGUGUCAGUAACAGUAAAUUUGCUGGUGUCCGCUUUUCUUGCAGGAAUAUUCUAACUCCUGAUAACAUAUCCUUCAAUAAAAAGUCUCCCGUCUUCCUCCUGUCAGGUCGAGAACAUAGAAAACCCCCUGGCACCCUUUGGCAGAGUGGAGGCAGACAACGGUGUCCACAUGCGGGUAGGAGAUCUUCUCCAGGGUAUAAUUUCUAUCAUUUUCCAUCUUCGCGUCUAACAGCAGAGUCUGAUUUGGUUGUUUGGUUUCAGAUUGUAUUACAGGGUCAAGACAACAGACAAAGUAGGAGCUCUAAUGUAGGAGAGAAGUCUUUCCGCUGUGAAUACGAAGGCUGCGGAAAACUCUACACGACUGCUCACCACCUCAAGGUAAGCAUUUGUGCAGUCUGUCCCAGAAAAAUCAUCUUUAUCGUCUGCUUAAUUAUAGGCUGUUUAUCCCUGCAGCAUCUUCCCCUCAUUUCUUUUAGCCUGACAGUGUUUUGUUUGUUUCCUGCAGGUACACGAGCGCUCCCACACAGGAGACAAACCGUACAUCUGUGAUUAUCCCGGCUGUGGGAGAAAAUUUGCAACAGGUAGCUGUAAAAACUCAUAUUUCUUGCGUGUCAAAUCAAGUUUUUUAUAUAGUAACCUUCUCUUAAGAGAUACACUUAAUCUUCUGUGACAGAAUGAGACAUGUAAAGAAGUUCCUUUGUUUUAAUUAGAUGUCAAUAACUCUACAUCUUUAAGGGUAUGGACUAAAGAGUCACUCACGCACACACACGGGGGAGAAGCCAUAUAGAUGCCAAGAGCUGAACUGCUGCAAGUCCUUCAAAACCUCUGGAGACCUUCAGAAGCACACGAGGACUCAUACAGGUACACAACCACAACCAGGAAGAACAAGUACUCACUUAUAUUUAUGCGUCCUUGGGCUUGUACCUGCUUGAAAGAGCUGGAACAACAGCUAAUACUUUUCCCCAUGGCUGUUUGCGUAGUUCAGAAGUGCAAUUUAGGUCCAAACUACCAGGAGUAACACAAAUAGGCUCCUAUCUAUUAAAAGCUUGUGGAGAGUUUUGUCUGCUAAAUGGAUGGAGUCAUUGCUGCGAUGGAGGAGUUUUCAGGCACCCAGAUAAGACAUCUUAAGAAGUACAAUGCUGCCCUUUAAACUAACUCAUAUUUUUUGUAGGAGAGAAACCUUUCAAAUGUCCGGUCGAAGGCUGUGGCAGGUCGUUUACAACCUCCAACAUCCGCAAAGUUCACAUCCGAACACACACCGGGGAGCGGCCGUACUACUGCUCUGAGCCGAGCUGCGGACGCUCGUUCGCCAGCGCCACAAACUACAAGAACCAUAUGAGGAUACACACAGGUGAGUCUUUACUGAUACAGAGUUUCAAGUGUAACAUGUUGCAAAUCUUGAGCUCUAAUGUGACUCAAGAUCUAUUGCUCUAUUUAUUGCUCUAUUUUUUCUAAAUUGAGAUCAUAACUUUUGUUCCCAGGAGAGAAACCGUAUGUGUGCACAGUACCCGGCUGUGAAAAACGCUUCACAGAGUACUCCAGCCUUUACAAACACCACGUCGUUCACACGCCUUGCAAACCUUAUAACUGCAACCACUGCGGGAAAACCUACAAGCAGAUCUCCACACUCGCCAUGCACAAACGCACCGCCCAUAACGACACAGAGCCCAUCGAGGAGGAGCAGGAGGCCUACUUCGAACCCCCAACAGGUCUGUGUUUAUACAGCCACAAUGAGAAAUUCCCAAAAGAGAAGUUUGAAUGUAACUCUGCAACAUUUAUUGAUUUAUUGCUUUUUAAUCAGGGAGGUUCAACUUUAAUCGUGUUUUUUAUUGUAAGAUCUGUAGACCCAGCUUCUUAAAUGUGACUCUUGGGACGUUAUUUCGUCAUAUAUCACAGUAAAAAUGUUGAAUUUUGAUUUGAUAUCUUUCCAGCCUAAAAAAUUUAACACUGCCUUUAAAAUUGUAUUCAUACUUGUAUGUUUCAUAACAUCAGAAAACUGACAGUAAAGAUGAAACUUACUGAAAAGCAUAAUAACUAAAACCAAAAAACACUUCGUUCAGACGCCAUUGAUGACCCCAACGUCAGCUACACAGCAGCGGUGGUGGAAAACGAAGACUCUGGCUCGGAGCAGGUUCCUAUCGUCGAUGGCACGGACAUGGUUAGUCAGCAGCAUGUUGCCUUGGUAACGCAGGAGGACGGAACACAACAACAGGUAACAGAACAUCACCAACAGUAGAUACAUUACAAGAUAGAUGGAUGUAAGUUUGAACUUUUCCUAGCUGUGUUUUAUUGUACAUGCACAGCCAAAAGUUUAACACAAAUCUAUAUGUUUCUAGUCUUUGCCAGUGGCAGCAGAUAAAGUUAUAUUUUUCAUAUUUAAAAUACUGAAAAUUUAAAAGAAACUGAACAGUUUAUGUCGACGCUGACUUCCUUUCUCUCUGUAUUCAGGUCAGUAUCUCCGAGGCAGACUUACAGGCCAUGGGAGGCACAAUCACCAUGGUUACCCAGGAAGGCACGACCAUAACCAUCCCGGCACACGAACUGGCCACACAGGGUGCCCACUCGGUCACCAUGGUAACGACAGAUGGCUCAGAUGAACAGGUAAAGAAUAGAAUAGUUUUUGAGUAAACUGAACUGAGGUUUUGCAGGAAUUAAGUGUUGGGGGAGGUCACUUUUGGAGCAGUGUGAACUUUUUAUUCAGCGACAGAAAGACUUAAAGAAAGUUAGUAUUUAUAAAGUGGUGUUGUGGAAAGUUAUCCAAAUAGUCAGCUGUAAAAGGUCAACUGAGGGUUGAGACAUAAACACAAAUAUCAACAGUUGUGGAGGGUUUUUGAUUCUGUAAUAGAGAAGCAGAUGGUUGAUUCUUGACUCUGUCUCCCUCAGGUGGCCAUCAUGACUCCUGACAUGGCCACGUUCCACACGGUGGAGGAGGCGAGUUACGCUCAAGAGCAGGAUGACCUCCAUCCUGUCACGUUACUGGCUACAUCCAACGGCACUCACAUCGCUGUGCAGGUCAGUAGACUGAUGGUGUAGACGUCAGCAGGUUUAAGUUUGAUGAAUUCUGCUACAUCACACUCUCGGUCCUCUGUUGUUUCUAUGAUACUGACCAGAGUUUCAGUCAGAAGGGUCUUAACUUUGUCCCCUGCCAGGUAACCCCUCCCAGGAUCCCUCCCUGUUGAGAUGUUAGCUUAAAGGCCUCACUGUAAAUCAUGAGUGGGUGGGGUUCAGCUCAGGGGGUGUAGGUGUGUUGCUGCUCUCCUGCUGGUGCAUUUGUUUAGGGAUCAAUCAAAGUUAACAAAAAGCUAACACAUAAAGGAUGUGUGAGGUUGUAUGUAAUCCAGGUUCUUGAUGAACACCUGCAGGAUAAGGGAGCGAAUAUCACAAAAAUAAUUCAGGCCUGAGGUUAAUAUGUUCUUUAAAGAAUCACACUUCUUUAUUUUUCUUUUUAUUUCAAAAUGAACCGUUGAUUUUCUGCCUUAAACUCCUAAAACUGUUCAAACCUGUCUGAUCCAAUAAGAAGAGUUGAUAUCUUCACAUAUUGGUUCACAUAUCAAGCAUAUCAAGAUCAGCAAAAAGGCAUCUGGCACCUUUACUCAAAACCCAACAGGAAGUUAGCCAUUGUAAUUUGAUUUUUCAAAAUAAGGGUUCAUACAUGAAUUCACUCUUUCUGCAGUUUCAAGCCGGUCACUCAGACACAUUGAGGGUUAAAAGCUCGUCACGAGAUACUGACAUGUUGUGCUUUUGUCAAAAUAGUAGUUUGAUUGAUUUUGCCUCAACAAUAGAGGAGAAGUUUGUCACCUGACAGAGAGGGGCUUUGAGUGAUUUCCCAUAAAUCACAGCCCUUAGUUUGUUCUCUUAAAGUGGAAGUGUUGCAGUAUUUUUUCACAGUUGUGGUUUAUGAUUUUGGUUUGUUCGCUGAGACACCAAUUCAAAAGCAUUUGCCUCAGCAGAGAAAAAUAAAUGUUUAAACUACACCCAAUACUGCCGUCUUUGAUUGAAACACUAUGUUAGCUAUUGAGACUUAAACCCCUGAGGUGCGAGCAGGUCUCAUGACCAAGCUGAAUUUAUCCUUAACAACAGUUUCCAUUUACCCCCUUCUGCUCUUUCUAUCAUGUUAAUUACAUAGCUAAAACAGUCUCUUCACUGUUGACCCUCAUGUGACAGUCAUCAAUGAAAUCCAGCAGCAUGUGAAGCACUCAGUCACGGUCAGAGGUGUUAUUGUCUUUUAAAGAGGUGGAAGAGUAAACAGAUUAAAUCAGCGGUGGUGGGAGAUUAACAGAGGUUAUCAGUUUGUCGAUCAAUGUUUAAAUGAUCUGUGUUGUUUCCUUUUUAUUUGCAGCUCAGUGAUCAGCCUUCGCUAGAGGAGGCCAUCAGAAUAGCAUCAAGAAUACAACAAGGAGAGUCACCAGGCCUGGAUGAUUGAUGGACUCAUUAUGGACUAACAUGUAGGAUCAAAUCCAUCUCAAGUGGACUUUAUCAACGAAAGAAAUCACAAGUCUUCCUCCCUGUUUUCUUUUUUUUUCCACAAAAGACAAAACUUAGCUUUUACGUGUAAAUAGGAUUUUGAUAACUGGAGUUCUGCUAUGCUAUUUUAUCCCUCGACCAUAAAGAUGGAAGAGGGAGGAAAUGCUUUCUAAUGUUUAUGGUGCACAGUGCACAGUGCAGUGUACAGCUAAUGCUAUUUCUAAUAAAAGAGAAACUGUGUGAUUAAUGGGA
This is a messenger RNA of Xyrichtys novacula (pearly razorfish), 8488 nucleotides long. NCBI's taxonomy places the organism in Eukaryota, Metazoa, Chordata, Actinopteri, Labriformes, Labridae. The record is from the annotation of a GenBank genome assembly.